Molecule: messenger RNA, 1799 nt
Organism: Radiomyces spectabilis
Lineage: Eukaryota; Fungi; Mucoromycota; Mucoromycetes; Mucorales; Radiomycetaceae
Product: Rad9-domain-containing protein
Exons: 9
Biological process (GO): DNA replication checkpoint signaling; cellular response to ionizing radiation; DNA repair
Cellular component (GO): checkpoint clamp complex
Source: RefSeq, a predicted model, not a curated record
GAUGACCACAAGCUCGGGAUUUGAUCGUUUUCUCCUCAUGAAGUUUCAAGCGGAAUUGCAGGCGGAUCAGUUGAAAGCCUUCGCGUGUAGCUUGGAUGCUUUGGCAGGCUUUGGCGAAGAGUUGCAUAUAGAAGCUAAAAAGUCACAGUUUAUACUGUGGAGUCUUAAUAUGUCACUGACGGCGCAAGCUAUUAUACGUAUCUCUCCUCGCUUCUUUGAAAAGUAUCAACUUAAACGCCCUGUGAUUAUCGGACCCGAUAAUACCCGUUCGAAAAGCUCGAGUUUGACAUGUCGAGUUCACCUUAAAACAUUGCGUAGCAUAUUCAAGAAGAAUCAAAACAUUAUUAAUUCCCUUGAAAAAUGUGAAUUGAGUUUAAUCGAUGAAGAAGGAAGCAGUACGGAUCAUCGUCUUCACGUAAGGCUGAUCUCCAAAAACGGUGUUACGAAAACGCAUUCGCUAUGGUACGGCGAUACGGAACCUACGCGACCUCUCUAUAACAAGGAUACCUCUUUUUAUUUUUCGGUGGAGCCUGGCCUGCUGACCGAUUUUCUCUGCUAUUUCGAUCCCAAAGUCUUUGAUCUCGCGCUCGAAUGUACAGCCAAUGCGACCAAAGUGAAAUCCUACUGGGCCGAAUCGAGCUCAGCAUUGUCUGAUGAACGUCCCAUGCACAGUGAAUUUAGCAUUCAAAGCACCGAUUUUAUGGAGUACCGUAUCCCAAGUCCGGUUAGCAUUAUUUUUAAUAUGAAAGAGUUCAAGACGGUGUUGUCUUAUGCCGAGGAUAUUCAUUGUCAGUUAUCAGCAUCAUUUGAUGGUCCUGGCAGAGCUGUUAUUUUUUCUGCUAAACAAGCGGACAAUAUGUUGGCUGAUUUCGCAGUAAUGACGCACGCCAACGACCAAAUGCUGUCCGACCUUCAUAGAACAUCACAACCGCCAGGUACGUCGGUACAAUCCGUAUCGACCACACAACGUAGUCGUUCGUCUUGUGGACCACCGCAACAAGGUAUUCGCCGGACAUCGUCUUCCAGUGCCCAACGUCAGGCAAUUGCGCACUCCUCCCCUCAAGGUCAUUAUGAAAAUGCGCGUAGUGCUGCAUUUACUGAAGCUCAUGAUCUACAACCAGUCAUGGGUGAACCGGGCUCUCGUGUGAGUGAAUAUUCUUUGACGGACAAUAUGGAGGAAGAACCGCUUUUCCUUCAUGAACAACCACGAACACCGGUGCGUAAUACAACGACGGCUGGACCCGCUUCGCGUCGCCACCCACCAUCCGUCGGCGGCUUGAACCAAUUACCGGUUGGAAUAAAUGCAGGGCAAACACUACGCAACUCUAGUCCUCCCUUGGAAAUGCUGGGACCAUCGUCGCAUGGCCCCAUCUCUAGCGACAAUAACCAAUUGUUCGCUUUUGGAUCUCCGCGUCAUGCUACUCAAGAAAGAGUAUCCCGAUCGGUUGCACCAAACCAUGCGCUGCAACAGCCUACCCACCGUUCAAGACGUCACGAAGGAAGCAAUAUUGUGCUAGCAGACAGUGACGCUUCCACCGAUGAUGACUUGGAUCAACCAAAUAACAAGCGAGGACGCUUUUUCCACGCGCAUUCAUGACGCCAAAGGCUUGUAAAUAGAAACCAAAACUUUUGACUCUUUGUAAACAAAAUUAUACCACGAUCUCUCACAGCAACACCAUCAUUCAUCCUCAUCAUCUUUCUGUCAUAUGCUUUUUCCUUCAAUACAGCUAACCAUCACGAUGUUGCUUGGCCCACUCGAAGCAGAAAAUAUAUCGAUUGUGAAAAUACUCGAAUGAGAG